AUGGUGGGGAAAGACACCAUUAAUGUUGGCCGCUGGGGGAGGACACCUGGAGGUAGUGAAGUACCUCGCCAGUCACGGCAGUCAGUUAGACGUUACAGACCAGUAUGGAUGGACACCAUUAAUGUUGGCGGCUGUGCAAGGACACCUGGAGGUAGUGACGUACCUUUUCAGUCACGGCAAUCAGUUAGAGGCCACAGACCAGCUUAUCAUAAUUUACCAACACAACUAUCAUCUUAUCAUACGUUACCCACACACCUUCCAUCUUUUGAUAGUGUACCCAUAGAACUACUAUCUUAUACUUUACCCACACAACUACCAGCUGAUCAUACUUUACCGACACAACUACCAGCUGAUCAUACUUUACACACACAACUACCAGCUGAUCAUACUUUACCCACACAACUACCACCUUAUCUUACUUUACCUACACAACUACCACCUUAUCAUACUUUACACACACAACUACCAGCUGAUCAUACUUUACCCACACAACUACCACCUUAUCUUACUUUACCUACACAACUACCACCUUAUCAUACUUUACCCACACAACUACCAGCUGAUCAUACUUUACCCACACAACUACCAGCUGAUCAUACUUUACACACACAACUACCAGCUGAUCAUACUUUACCCACACAACUACCAGCUGAUCAUACUUUACCCACACAACUACCAGCUGAUCAUACUUUACCCACACAACUACCAUCUUAUAAUACUUCACCAACACAUCAAACACUACCCACACAACUACCAUCUUAUAAUACUCCACCAACACAUCAAACACUACCCCCACAACUACCAUCUCAUCAUACUUUACACACACAACUACCAUCUUAUCAUACUUAA
Molecule: messenger RNA, 849 nt
Organism: Mytilus trossulus (common blue mussel)
Lineage: Eukaryota; Metazoa; Mollusca; Bivalvia; Mytilida; Mytilidae
Product: hepatitis A virus cellular receptor 1-like
Exons: 4
Coding region: 1-849 (282 amino acids)
Source: RefSeq, a predicted model, not a curated record